Molecule: messenger RNA, 3005 nt
Organism: Choloepus didactylus (southern two-toed sloth)
Lineage: Eukaryota; Metazoa; Chordata; Mammalia; Pilosa; Megalonychidae
Gene: DNAAF1
Product: dynein axonemal assembly factor 1
Exons: 13
Coding region: 822-2699 (625 amino acids)
Biological process (GO): cilium assembly
Cellular component (GO): axoneme
Molecular function (GO): protein binding; dynein complex binding
Source: RefSeq, a predicted model, not a curated record
AAAGAGCUUAUGAAACUUGCUCCAAUCGUUACCCUCAGCUACUCCGUAAGAACAGAAACGUCUGGCUAGUUUGACUCCGGAUCACAAGCCCUUCCUCAACACACCAGGAUCCCCACCCCCCGCCUUCCAUCCCUCUUUUUUUCUGUUUUGAAGUUAUCCCUUUCUUGGUUUCACGUCUCAGAUCAAAGGCUCUCUCCUCCUCCAGAUUGCAAGCUAUGGGGGAAGCAUAUCCUGAUGGAAUUCCAGUGCCCAGUCCAGUGCCUGACACUUGGCAGGGAGAGGGAGUGAAGAGUUGGUGGUUCUGGGUUCAGUGAGCCCUCACCAAGGUUUCUCAAAAUGAUCUUGGAGGAUAUGCUUCAUCUCUGCUCCCACUUGGUUUGGAGCCCAAUGGGAAACCUUUUAAUUAUCAGAGAAAAAGUUGAAUUGAUUUGUUUCAUUUUUUGAAUCUAGUCGACAAAUAAGUCUUGAGCAUCUUCCGUCCAAGCAAAUCCUGCAUGAGGAGCCAUGGGAAAGCCUUAUGACUCAGUGGAAAGACACAGGCUUUAGGACCAGUCAUGUUGAGUUCAGAUUCAGGCUCUGCAGCUCACCAGCUUUGUGGCUGUUUAACCCCAGGGUUUAACCUCUCAAAGCCUUUGGUCUCCACAUGGGCAAGCAAGGAUACUCAUACCUGACUUGCAGAAUGAUAGAUUAACCCUCCUAAGGAAACUUGUACAGAUCCUUCUGAUGCCUCCUACCAAAGUGAACAGAAACCAAGUGGUGAUAGCAGGUCAGAUCAUGGCUUGGCAUCCCAAAGAGAUGACAGGGCAGACCGUGGCCCCAGAAUGACUAAAAGUUUCCUGCAAAAACUCUGCAAGGAACACAAGCUUUAUAUUACCCCGGCAUUGAAUGAUACACUUUAUCUACACUAUAAAGCAGGUUCACCCCUCACCUGCCCCCACUCCCAGCCAUGGAGGCAAGAUGGCUGCAGCGGCCCUCGCUCCCCCUUACCAGGCUGGCACUUUCAACAGACAGAGGACCUCUCACCAGUGGAGCCAGCAAAACCUCCCAGGGUUCUUCCCUACUGGCUCCGCUUGGCUAAGUGUGACCAGCCCCAGAUGGAUGGUUUUGAUCGCAUCGAGAAUCUGGAAGAGUACACGGGGCUGCGCUGUCUUUGGCUGGAGUGCAAUGGGAUACAGAAAAUCGAGAACCUGGAGGCACAGACCGAACUGCGUUGCCUCUUCUUGCACGUGAACUUGAUUCAUAAAAUCGAAAACCUAGAGCCUCUGCAGAAACUAGAUGCUCUUAAUCUCAGCAACAAUUACGUCAAGACCAUUGAAAACCUCUCCUGCCUGCCGGUCCUGAACACCUUACAGAUGGCACACAAUCACCUAGAGACUGUGGCAGACAUUCAGCAUCUAAAGGAAUGUUUGAAGCUUUGUGUCCUUGAUCUUUCCCACAAUAGGCUGAGUGACCCAGAGAUCCUGAGUGUUCUUGAGAACAUGGCUGAUUUGCGUGUACUGAAUUUGAUUGGAAACCCAGUUAUUCGGCACAUCCCUAAUUAUCGAAGGACGGUUACGGUUCGACUGAAAUAUUUAACGUACCUGGACGAUAGGCCAGUUUUUCCAAAGGACAGAGCGUGUGCCGAGGCCUGGGCGAGGGGAGGGUAUGCGGCGGAGAAGGAGGAACGACAGCAGUGGGAGAGCAGAGAGCGGAAGAAGAUUGCAGACAGCAUCGAAGCCUUAGCCAUGGUCAAGCGGCAGGCGGCCGAGAGAAGGAGACAGAAAGAAAGCCAAGCGGAAGAUACGUGCUCUCCCCAAGGGGAGACCCCACCGCCAAACAAUGACGACAGUGUGGGUGCCCACGCGGAAGAAAAGGAGGGUCCUUCUGUGGACCAAGAAACUCGGCAGAAGAUGGAGUCAUUUGUGAAGGAAAGCUUCCAGGCUAAGGAUGAGCUAUUCCCAGAAAAGCCAAGUGGAGAAACGGAGCUGCCAGUGGAUGAGAUUGAAGAGAUUGAAGACCAAGAGCCAGGAGGCACGCUCCCAGCUGAGGCUCUGGCACCAGCGCCCACUCUCGGUGCUGCCAGGGAAGACUCCACUCCUCCCACUGUGGCCACCAAGGAUGAAUUAGUUACCAAACUCGAAGGAGCUGACGGUUUAGAAGCCGUUAAAAUGGAGACUCUGGAGAAGUUCUUCAUCCAUGACCUACCAGACUUGGAAGACGUUGAUACAGGCGACUUUUCCGAAGACCCCCACAAGGAAAUGUGCCUUCCGAAGAUUGAAACGAUUUCGGGCCUGAGUGAUGACAGUGACCCUGAACUGGACCCCACAUCACUCCCAGUGUUGGAGAAGGUGUCCCCAGAUGCCCUCUCAAAUAUAUUCGCAAUUUCCAAAGACACCUCACAGAAGGCUGAGACACCCUUUACAGACAUCUUGAAAAAAGAAACCGAGAGGGACCUGGGGACGCAAAGCACAGACACCAAGUCCCCACGGCCGUUGAUUGAAGAGCUCGACCACGAGCCUUUAGACCCCCUGCCGAUGCCCCCAACCUGCAAGACGGAUGCCAAGCCCACCCCUGCCUGGGAGGACAGGGGCAGGGAGGAGCUGUCAGCCUCUCCUCCAGGAAACAGCACUGAAAACAAUGAGACACAGUCCAAGAUUGAGGGGCCCGAGGAGUCUGGGAUGGGGGAAGACCGAGAGGACGAUGAAUUUGGGUUGGACUGAGCCCCUGGGCCAACAGUGCCAGCCCGUGGGCGGCUGGGCCCCAAGGCCUGACCUCUGGCGGGCACAGGCCAGCCCCUUGUCCGGUGCCCCUUCCACAUGCUGCUGUUCCUGAGGUCUGUGCCCAGGACUUUGCUGCAAGCCAUGCCAAGGGGUGCAGCUCAUCUCUCCUCCUUUCUCGGCCUUCGGGAUGUGGAACAGGGUUGGGUUUCUUGUAAUCGAGACAUAAUACAAUGUCCUCCCACUUACUUGUUGUAAAAACCAUACAACUUUAAGUGUCUUGUUUGAACAUUAUAAACAUUUUAAUAU